UGUUUCUGGGGGAGGAGGCGUUUGAGGAGCAGGAGAUUAGAUGAGCGCUAUAAAAGCGGCCGGCAGACGCACUGGACACGAGCUGAAAGCGAGAAGCAGCGAAGAACAGAAGCGAAGAGAACCGGCAGAAGAACCAGAAACUCAAGCACACGUAAGUGGCAGAAAUGGACGCCCCUGCACCUGCUGAGAAGAGAGGACCACCAAAGUUCAAGCAGAGGACCACUCGCACCUUCAAGAGCAAGGCUCCCAAACCCGGACAGAAGGGCUUCGGAGACGAAAUCCCCGGAAUGGAGGGUCUUGGCACAGACAUCACCGUGAUCUGCCCAUGGGAAGCCUUCGGCGACAUGGAGCUUAGCGAUCUGGCAAAAUACGGGAUCGUGUAGCCACCUCGUCCGGCCAACUGUCCUCCUGCUCUCAACCUGAGAUCAUUGAUCAGCCAGAAUUAUUCAAUGUCACUAGUUCACAGAAUGGUCCAUUCACACCAAGACCGAUCCAGCAGCAGAUGCUCUCAGCCCAACACACAAAGAAGAUGGGAUGUGAUAAAUAAACGGAGGAAAAAGGACAGAUCACAGGUCUGGCUCUUCUGGAGCUCUCAGCAGGAGGAAUCAACAACAACAUCACUCAGUCUUUCUUUCGUAAUGUUGUAGCAAAAUAGAGAACUGUGGACAAAUCAACGUUAUUUUUUUGAACUGUAAAUAUGAUUGUGUUUGUGUCAAUCAAUUCAUGUUUAAUUAAAAACCAUUGAUUUGGCAGUAGAACAUGAAAAUAAACAUUUAUUUUCCCAUAAA
Molecule: messenger RNA, 788 nt
Organism: Labeo rohita (rohu)
Lineage: Eukaryota; Metazoa; Chordata; Actinopteri; Cypriniformes; Cyprinidae
Product: retinal cone rhodopsin-sensitive cGMP 3',5'-cyclic phosphodiesterase subunit gamma-like
Exons: 3
Coding region: 165-383 (72 amino acids)
Biological process (GO): visual perception; positive regulation of epidermal growth factor receptor signaling pathway; positive regulation of G protein-coupled receptor signaling pathway
Cellular component (GO): photoreceptor outer segment membrane
Molecular function (GO): 3',5'-cyclic-nucleotide phosphodiesterase activity; cGMP binding
Source: RefSeq, a predicted model, not a curated record